AGUGCACCCAACUGUACCACAUUUGCCUUUUCAACAUCAACCCUCCCUCACUAAACCAAACCCCUCUCAGGCCCCUGAACAAAAAUUAUUGCUUCGAUUAUAUAAACAAGGAAAAAUGAUUCCUCCUCUUUAAUUCAAAAGCUCAAAUCUUUUUUCAAUUUCAUCCCACUUUUGUCUUUACCCUCCCUCCAUCUUUCUCAAAUCUCAAAACCCAUUUCCUCCUCUCUUUAUAUUUUUACUCUGCUACAAUCCAAAUCUAGGGUUACAAUUGUCGUCUUUUCUUUUACUUUUUCCUUUUUUCCUUUUUUGAAAUUUCUUUUAAUGUGCUUCAGUGUAGUUGGGAGCGUGUUGUUGUGAGUGAGCUGAAACUUGAGUUGUUGGAUGGAUAUGGGUUCUUCACACUCACCGAAUAAGCUUUGAUUGUAUGCUUCAUUGUGCCACAAUUCAAUCUUUCUUGAAUUUUUUGCCGUUAUUUUGUCAGUAAAUGCAUGGAUGGAAGAGAAGGUAUGGCAUAUCCAGGUUCAGCUGCAUAUUAUCUCAACAGAGGUGCUGGGCCCGGAAAUCCAGUGCCGGGCCCUAAUAUCCAUGGAGGGCCUAGUAGAGGCCCUCAACCAGCCGGCAUACACACACAUGGACCGCCGGUUUUCAAGAACCUCUCAAAUCCCAACAUUUCAGUUCAGCCCAAUGUAGGGGCCAGCGGUGGUGGUGGUUCCGCAAGUGGGGGCCCGUCCUUCCAUAUGGAGAACCAGUCUGCAAAUUUCUCCCAUGGAAAGAGUAUGACCAUUGUGUCAGGGCCACAGGAGGGUGAGCUCGUGAAGAAAAAGAGGGGUAGGCCGAGGAAAUAUGGGCCUGAUGGGGCUAAUAUGUCUUUGGGUUUGUCCCCACUUUCCGGUUCCAAGAAUUCAUCUGCGGGGAUGAGCUCGGGCGAAAAGAAACCGAAAGGGAGGCCACGUGGAACGGGAUGGAAACAGAAGCUUGCUCCUCUUGGUGAGUGGAUGAAUAGCUCAGCUGGACUUGCUUUUACACCGCAUGUCCUGCGAGUUGCAGUUGGAGAGGAUAUUGCUGCAAAAGUGCUGGCAUUUGCACAACAGAGGGCAAGAGCUUUAUGUAUUAUGUCGGGUAAUGGUUCAGUUUCUGCACUAACGUUACGCCAACCUUCCACAUCUGGGGCCACCGUCACUUAUGAGGGUUGUUUCGAGAUACUUUGCUUGUCGGGUUCUUACUUGGUAGCUGAAAAUGGUGGUCCCAACAAUCGGACGGGUGGUAUAAGCAUUUCUGUUUGUAGUCCAGAUGGCCAUAUUAUCGGUGGUGCAAUUGGUGGUAGGCUUACCGCAGCUAGCCCAGUGCAGGUGGUUGCAUGCAGCUUUGUGUACAGCAAUACUAAACCUAAGCCCAGUUCUGACCAGGGAACACGAGAUGAAAAACAUACGUUCGAUCAAUCUAGCGAAAAACCGUCCCCAAUCUCGGGACCUUCUGGUCGGAUUUACACUCCGAAUUCUGGAUCAAGUGCUUGGCCACCGGCUUCACGGCCAGAAGUGAAAAAUUCCCAGACGGAUAUCGACUUAAUGCGCGGAUGAUUCAAAUUAUGCAACAUGCAACAUGCGCGGAUGGUUGGUUUUUUU
Striga asiatica is the source of this 1622-nucleotide messenger RNA. The record is from the annotation of a GenBank genome assembly. NCBI's taxonomy places the organism in Eukaryota, Viridiplantae, Streptophyta, Magnoliopsida, Lamiales, Orobanchaceae.